This is a messenger RNA of Drosophila biarmipes, 2001 nucleotides long. Its product is annotated as outer dynein arm-docking complex subunit 1. The coding region runs from base 155 to 1807 and encodes 550 amino acids. Lineage: Eukaryota; Metazoa; Arthropoda; Insecta; Diptera; Drosophilidae. The transcript has a single exon. The record is from RefSeq and is a predicted model, not a curated record.
AGUCAUAUCAUAGUUAAAGUUAAGAUUGUAUAAACAUUGGGAAAAUCCUCGAACACUCUACUAACACAAAAACCCGAAAUACGAAUAUCUUGCUUGUUUUGUGUUACAAAUAGUGGCCUUAACUUUUGAUUUACAAAUUGAUUUAACAUUCGCCAUGGAGGAAAUCAAGAAGUUCGACAAGGUGGCCUUCCUGGAGAGCUACCUGCUGAAGCACAAGGAGCUGGGCAAGCGCCAGAGGGAGUACAAGAAGAUCCUGUCCAGCAAGCUGAAGACGCGCAAGGAGACGAUCAUCGAGGCCAGCUAUGAGACGGCCAUCGAUCAGCUGGAGGAGGAGAAGAACGACCUAAGGGCCCAGAUCUGGGUGGCCAGUGGAACGACCCACAAGAAGCAGAACAACCGCUGGCUGGAGCUGAUCCGAUGCCAUGUGGAGUGCCAGGAGAACCUCUCGCAGGACAUUAACUCCCUGAAGACGUCCAUUUUCAACAUGGAGAAGGAGAUCAGUCGCAUGGCCAAGCAAAUAUACAACCUCAAUCGCUUGACCAUUCCGGAUCAGCAGCAUCAGGCGUAUGUGAUGAAGGCCAGGAAGAGGAUGACCAUUCUGGAGAACUCCCUGGAGGUGGGGGUGCGGCACGAGUGUGGUUUCACGGCAGCCAAUGCCGAUCUGCGAGAGCAACUCAUCCGCAUCCUGAAUCACAGGACUUUCUUCAACGAUUCCUACACCAAAAUGGUGCAGAAACUCAACAGCGAGAAGAAGUAUCUCAUAGAUCUCAUCGAGUAUGCCCUGAAUACGUUCGAUGGCUGCAUCGAGGUGUACGAGAAGAUAGACAUGCUGGCCAAAAGGGAGGCUAAGGAGCGGGAUCUGCGGCGUGUGGAGAUGCAGGGCAUCAUGCGGAAGGUGGCCGCCGAUGGGGAUAACUCAGCAUUCCUCAACUGCAAGUCCAAGGCCCGGGAACUGGCCGAUCUGCAGCCCAAGGAGUACAAGCGAAGGGACGAAUUCCGGCGGGUGCACAACAAGAAGAUCAAUCUCUAUAACUCGGUGCUGCAGAAGAUCCUGCAGUACACCGACUCCAAUAACAUGGACGAGGUGAUUGACAAGUUCCAGCAGCAGGAGAGUCUCUACUACUCGUUCUUCAACUAUGCCAACGAGAUGAGCUACCACAUCACGAUGCUAAACAACUCGGUGAAUCGCCUUUUCGAGGACAUAGUUACCCUCAAAAAGGACAACUCCAACACGCUGCAGGACCAGCUGGAUCAGAUCGCCAGUCUGGAGAACAAGGUGCGCACCAAGCAGGAAUCCAACAUGGAGCUGCACAAGGCGCGGGAGAGCAACGAUGCGCGGCUGGAGAAUCUGCUGCAGGGCAUGGAGACCGUCUGCGAGAUGUGCUCCAUUGAUGCCAGUCCGCUGGCCAAGCUGCUGGGCGACCACACUCAUGUGAACCUGGUCAAUGUCAAUCGAUUCCUUAAGAUCCUCGAAACCAGGGUGCAGGAGCUGACCGCCAGCGUUUACGUGAUGGAGCGCCAGGAGGAGGGCCGCUUCGACUAUGUGGUCAAGCAGAUCGAGAAGAUCUGCGAACUGCCCACCGAUCUCAACGACAUUGUGCUCACCCAGCAGUGUCCCGAGUGCGCCGAGGGCGAGGCCUUCAACAUGGACGAGGGCGGCGACGGGGUGCUCGUCCACACGGUCACCGAGGCCAAGAAGAAGCUCUACGAGAAGGUCACCCAGCCGGAGAUGCAGUACCGCCUGCACAGCAUCAGCCAGUGCCGGCUGCCGCGCUCCCGCCUCCUGGCCGCCAAGCGCAAUAUGUAGGCUACCAGUUCGUCCGUUUGAGGUGUUCUACAGGUGUUCCAGGGUUCACGUCCUCUAUUAUUUCGGUUUUCACUUGUGCAACAUUUCCUCCCUUGAGAUCUACCUUUGGAAUCUUCUGAUGAUCUAGCAUUUUCGGUUACUAUUAUGAUAAAUUAAGAAGUUACUCGGGAGUAAAUAAAAAUUUUAAAAGCACA